Harmonia axyridis is the source of this 1002-nucleotide messenger RNA. RefSeq lists its product as uncharacterized. Bases 1 to 1002 code for a protein of 333 amino acids. The record is from RefSeq and is a predicted model, not a curated record. The transcript has 2 exons. Lineage: Eukaryota; Metazoa; Arthropoda; Insecta; Coleoptera; Coccinellidae.
AUGGGGCUCGUAGGUUCCUUGGGCGACCACAAGGCACCUGGUCACGAUGUUAUCAGUAACACUCUGAUGAAAAUAAUUGCACCGUAUUUGAUAGAGCCCUUUGUUGACUUGGUCAAUUCCUGUUUAUCGCAGGGUUUUGUCCCCCACCAUUUCAAGAUCUCAUUGAUAACUCCAAUCCACAAAGGAGGUCAUAAAAGCGACCCAGGUAACUAUAGACCGAUUUCUACCAUAUCUGUGCUCGCGAAGUUGUUCGAAAAAGUACUUUGCUCGAGGUUAGUAAAGUACCUGGAUAAGUACAGGAUUCUCUCUGAGUUGCAGUUUGAUUUUAGGCAGGGAAGGUCAACUGCGGAUGCACUGAAUGUCCUCAUGGAGAGUCUAUAUGGUGCUGUUGACAACGCUAAAAUAAUCUCAUUUGCUGAUGACACAUGUCUUGUAUUUGAACAGAGUUCAUGGGAGGAGGUUAAAAAUAAGACCAUAACUGAUUUGAACACUGUGAAAAGGUGGUUUGAUUGGAACAUGCUCUCGGUGAAUAUGAAGAAGACACACUUUCUGCCCAUUUCUUUGACUAUUAACUCAUUGCCUGAUUAUGACUAUCUUUGUUUCGAUGGUGACAGGAUCAAUCGCGUAGAGUUUACUAGGUAUCUUGGAGUCUAUGUUGACUGUCACCCCAGGUGGGAUAUUCACAGUGUAGAGUUGCACAAAAGAUUGAGGAAAAUUUUAUAUAAGAUCCGCAUAGCGAGGGAAAUCUUGCCAUGGGAUAUGCGUUAUACCGUGUACUACGCCCUUUUACAGUCGGUCCACCAGUAUGGUAUUAGUGCCUGGGGUGAUCUUGUGGGAAGAUAUUACCUCAUUAUUGAGAGAGCGCAGAAACGGUUAUUAAAGGUUCUCUUUGAAAAGCCUAUCCUAUUUUCAACGGAGAUGUUGUUCCGGGAGCUGAGGAUUCUUGAUCCCAGACAACUUUAUUUGGAGACUUUGAUAACCUCUAUUUCGAAACAGGCUUGA